GCAGGAGGCAUUGAGGCUGCUGCAGUUCCUAGCAUUGCAGAAACAUGACCUUCAGCAAUUUGUCUCCUAAAGGACCCAGAACAGAGCUAAGUGACGUUUCCCCUGGAUCUGACGAAAACCCGGCUGCAGGUGCAGGGUGAAGGAGGCGCAGGUGGGCAGGCGGCCCCUCCCCGCGGCAUGCUGCGCACCGCGGUGGGCAUCGUGCAGGAGGAGGGCUUAUGGAGCCUCUGGCAAGGAGCCACACCGGCUGUCUACCGCCACAUAGUGUACUCUGGUGUUCGGAUGGUUGCGUAUGAACAUCUCCGUGACUCAGUGCUUGGCAGGGCUGAGGAUGAAAGCUUUCCUCUCUGGAAAGCUGUAGUUGGAGGCAUGUCCGCGGGCGCCAUUGGUCAGUUUUUUGCCAGCCCAACUGAUCUAGUGAAGGUACAGAUGCAGAUGGAAGGAAAAAGGAAGUUGGAAGGAAAACCAUUACGGUUUCGAGGAGUGCACCAUGCAUUUAUGAAGAUCCUGUCCGAAGGAGGAAUACGAGGGCUUUGGGCUGGAUGGGUGCCAAAUGUCCAGAGAGCUGCUCUAGUGAACAUGGGAGAUCUCACCACUUACGACUCAGUGAAACAUUUUCUGCUUCUGAACACACCACUUGUGGACAAUAGUGUGACUCACAGUGUUGCCAGUUGCUGUUCUGGCCUGGUAGCUGCUGUCCUGGGAACUCCUGCUGACGUGGUCAAAACCCGGAUAAUGAACCAACCGAGAGAUCAACAGGGAAGAGGUCUGCUGUACAAGUCUUCCAUGGACUGCUUGAUUCAAACUGUACAGGGUGAAGGGUUUAUGUCUCUAUACAAAGGCUUUAUACCAACCUGGAUGCGAAUGGCUCCUUGGUCACUGGUAUUCUGGCUCUCAUAUGAACAAAUCAGAAGGAUCUGUGGAGUCAGUUCUUUUUAAAACUGUGAAACCACUUCAAUAUUCAUCAAUAAAGGCAGAAUUGGAAAGAUGAAUUCUCAUUCCACAAGGCAUCCUGACCCCACAGGGAACCAGUUCAUUUAGGAGAUUGGCAGUAGGAUCACGUAUAUAGGUUGCUGCUUCAAAUCCAGUCCUUGCUGGUUAGAAGCAGCCAUUAUUUAAGGAUACUAAACUAAACAUAAGCAUCAAUGCGUCCUCAUGGCCAAGAAGGCCAAUGGCAUCCUGGGAUGCAUCAAGAAGAGUGUGGCCAGCAGGUCGAGGGAGGUUCUCCUCCCCCUCUCCUCUGCCCUGAUGAGGCCUCAUCUGUAGCUCUGUGUCCAGUUCUGGGCUCCCCAGCUCAAGAGGGACAGAGAACUUCUGGAGAGAGUCCUGCACAGGGCCACCAAGAUGAUCAGGGGACUGGAGCUGUCCCCUGAGAUGAGGAAAGGCUGCGGGAACUGAGGCUGUUUAGUCUGGAGAAGAUGAGACUGGGGGGGGAUCUCAGUAAUAUUUACAAAUGGUGGGUGUCAGGAGGUUGGGGCAUCACUUUUUUCUAUUGUAUCCAGUGACAGGACAAGGGGUAAUGGGAUGAAGCUGGAACACAAAAAGUUCCACUUCAGAAAAAACUAUUUCACUGUCGCUCAGCGUCUCAUCUACAUGGCUUUUAAAUACCUCAUGGGAUGGUGACUACACCACUUCCUUGGGCAGCCUGUUCCAAUGCUUAAACCUUCUGGUGAACAAAUGUUUUCAGAUGUUCAGUCUAAACCUCCCCUGGUGCAAUCUGAGGCCAUUUCCUCUGUGUUCUGUUGCUUGUUGCUUAGGAGAAGAGACCAUCCCCCUCUUCGCUUCAAGCUCUUUACAGGGAGUUGUAGAGAGCAGAAAAGCCUCUCCUCACCUCCUUUUCUCUAAACUCCAGCUCCCUCAGCCACUUCCCAUCAGACUUGUGCUCCAGACCCUUCACCAGCUGUGUUGCCCUUCUACCCUGCCUUCAUAGAGAAGGGGAAUACUGCUGUUUGCCACUAGCCCUACCUUUGUCAAUCAGAAGGCAAAAAUGCAGUAUAGAAGCAAUCAUAAUGUAGACAGAACAAAACUAACUUUUAAUUUAGCAAUAUCUAGUAGUGAAAAAAACUGUACAAGACUUAGCUCUCUGAGUAAAUCCUCAGAAUUCCUUUUAGACUAGUCUUUGCAACUACUAUCUUCAAUGUGCCAAUUUCUGAUUAAAUACAGUUUGAAUGUCUUCUUGGCUUGCACUUGUACCUUUUUAUUCUAUUGUAGAUCUGUUGUAGCUGCAUGCAUUUGGGUGUGUGAUUCCAGUUUGGAAAAAAAGAAUCUCACUAGGAUUAAGGAGUCAGAAGUUUUUGUUCAGAAAUACUGUUCUUCUUCUAGUUGUCAGCCUGAGAAACUGAGUUCUUUCCUUCUUGCACACCGUGACCAGCAAUUAUAAAUCUGCAAUCAAAACUGCUUCUUCAGUUACAUCCUAGGUAGUCCUUCCUGCAAUCCUGUUACUCAGCCUAGAUGAUGUAAAAGUACCUGAUUUAUUGAGUUGUAAAGAAAAGUAAUUGUAAGUCUUUUAGCAAAAAAUGGUUUUAACUCUUAAAAAAACUCUU
Colius striatus (speckled mousebird) is the source of this 2543-nucleotide messenger RNA. It is a transcript of the gene SLC25A27, whose product is annotated as solute carrier family 25 member 27. The coding region runs from base 178 to 939 and encodes 253 amino acids. The record is from RefSeq and is a predicted model, not a curated record. The transcript has 9 exons. NCBI's taxonomy places the organism in Eukaryota, Metazoa, Chordata, Aves, Coliiformes, Coliidae. Gene Ontology annotation, biological process: response to cold.